CUCGGCCCCCUCCUCGCCGCCGGCCUGUGAAUGGGACGCUUCGCUUCUCAAUGAAGCCGCGGGGGGCCCGGGCGGCGCGCUCCCCCCGCUCGCGCCCACUCGCGCCCCCGCGGCUCCUGAGGAACCGGGCGGAGAGGCCGCCGCGCAGGGGCCCCGAGGGCCGCUCCCGUUCCGGGGCAGCGCAGCGCGGCCGAGAGGCGGGACGCCGGGGAGGCCGGCGGCCGGCGGGAGGUUUCCGCCGCGGCCCUCCUCUCGGGGCUUCCGAAGUUCUCGGUUUCACGCUUCCCUUUCCGAGCCCGCUGGACUCCUAGCCCCUGGCCGGCGCUUUCCUCCUCCGCCCCCGGGAGAGGAGGGGAGGUGCAAGGAGAGGGCCGGAGAAAAUCAGGAAGGGUUUCCGCUCGGAAGAGAGCGGCGGGCCUGCGCUGCUGCUUAACAACAGAGGCGGCGUUUGCGGCCGCCGCGGCCGCCGCGCCCCGCGGGCCCGACCAUGCGCGAGCCGGCUCCCGGCUGCUGAGGCGCGGGACUCGGGGGCGGAGGCCGACCGCGCCGCGCUCCCCACGCUCCCCACGCUCCCGGCGAGUUCCGUCCGCCGAGCGGCGGCGGCGGCGGCGGCGGGAUGGAGCCUGCGACCGCGCCCCAGCCCGACAUGGCGCCGGCGCUGACCCCGGAGGAGGAGCAGUUCUCAAUAAUUACAGAGACUGCAAUUGAGUUACAAGAAAAAGUAUGCUUUGCCUUUAAGAAGCUUACGUGAAUAACAACAGAGUAAUAACAGUAACUUUCCUGAGCUCCUGCUUUGAGUCAGGCUCUGUGCUGGGCAUUUCAUAUAUAGUUAAUCCUUUUAAGACUGGAAUUACCUCAUUUUGCAAAUGAAAAAAACUCAUUCUGAGAGAAGGAAAUUGCCCAAGAUCACAUAGCCAGCCACCAAGCAGUUUCUUGAAGAGAUUAACAAGUGGACAGUUCAGUACAACGUUUCCCCUCUCUCUUGGAAUGUGGCUGUCAAGUUCCUCAUGGCCCGGAAGUUUGAUGUGGUCCGGGCCAUAGAGUUGUUCCACUCCUACCGAGAAACACGAAGGAAGGAAGGCAUUGUGAAGCUGAAACCUCAUGAGGAACCUCUCCGUUCUGAGAUCCUCAGUGGAAAAUUCACCAUCUUAAAUGUUCGGGACCCAACAGGGGCUUCCAUCGCCCUCUUCACUGCCAGAUUGCAUCAUCCCCACAAAUCCGUCCAACACGUGGUACUUCAGGCUCUGUUUUACUUGCUAGACAGAGCUGUGGAUAGCUUUGAAACUCAGAGGAAUGGAUUGGUGUUUAUCUAUGACAUGUGUGGCUCUAAUUAUGCCAACUUUGAACUGGAUCUUGGCAAGAAAGUCCUAAACCUUCUGAAGGGAGCAUUUCCAGCUCGUUUGAAGAAAGUGUUGAUUGUGGGAGCGCCCAUGUGGUUCCGAGUGCCCUAUUCCAUCAUCAGCCUCCUGCUGAAGGACAAAGUCCGGGAAAGGAUUCAGAUAUUAAAGACAUCUGAGGUCACACAGCACCUGCCCAGGGAGUGCCUUCCAGAAAAUCUGGGUGGGUACAUCAAAAUUGACCUCGCCACUUGGAAUUUCCAGUUCCUACCACAGAUGAAUGGCCACCCAGAUCCCUUUGAUGAGAUCAUCCUAUUCUCCCUCCCUCCUGCCUUUGAUUGGGACUCGGUGCAUGUUCCAGGUCCUCAUGCCAUGACCAUCCAAGAAUUGAUGGACUAUGUUAGCACCAGGCAAAAGCGGGGGAUAUAUGAAGAGUAUGAAGACAUCCGUCGUGAGAACCCUGUUGGCACUUUCCACUGUUCCAUGUCUCCAGGAAACCUUGAGAAGAACCGCUAUGGGGAUGUACCCUGCCUGGACCAAACUAGAGUGAAGCUUAUAAAACGAAGUGGCCAUACUCAGACGGAUUACAUCAAUGCCAGUUUCAUGGACGGCUACAAGCAGAAGAACGCUUACAUUGGUACACAAGGCCCUUUAGAGAAUACCUAUGGUGAUUUCUGGCUCAUGGUUUGGGAGCAGAAAGUCUUGGUGAUUGUCAUGACCACCCGCUUUGAGGAGGGCGGCAGAAGAAAGUGUGGCCAAUACUGGCCUUUGGAAAAAGACUCUCGGAUCCGAUUUGGCUUCCUCACAGUGACCAAUCUAGGCGUGGAGAACAUGAACCAUUAUAAGAAAACAACGCUAGAAAUUCACAACACAGAGGAGCGGCAGAAACGCCAGGUGACCCACUUUCAGUUCCUGAGCUGGCCAGAUUACGGUGUCCCUUCCUCAGCAGCUGCCCUCAUUGACUUCUUGAGAGUGGUCAGGAACCAGCAGAGGCUGGCCGUCAGCAUGGGAGCACGCUCCAGAGGGCAGUGCCCUGAGCCACCCAUUGUGGUCCACUGCAGUGCAGGCAUUGGCAGGACAGGCACCUUCUGCUCACUGGACAUCUGCCUGGCUCAGCUGGAGGAGCUUGGCACCCUUAAUGUGUUCCAGACGGUGUCCCGCAUGAGGACCCAGAGGGCCUUCAGCAUCCAGACCCCAGAGCAGUACUAUUUUUGCUACAAGGCAAUCCUGGAGUUUGCAGAGAGAGAAGGCAUGGUGCCCUCCAGCCACAACCUCCUGGCCGUGGAUAGUCAGUAACUGUCCCACAAGCCUCCUGCCUGCUGGCCAGCCUUCCUUAAACCACCCUGGACACGACUGAGCCUAUAGGCUGCGAUCAGUUCCACAGAAGCCUUGGACCAGCCUCUUGUCUUUCCCAGUGCAUGCAUACAAGGCGGCCUUUCCCGUUGGCCAGGUAGAUGUGGUAAAGUCGCCACUAGAAAGGGCCAGCAGCAAUGUGUUCUUAGUUCCUAGCACCUGCUAUCGAACUGUGCCUUAUUAAAACCAAAUUGUGGCUAUCAGUUUUUGCCAGGGGCCCUGAGGUAAGUGGGGAAGGAAACUUCCUCCCGCUUUCCCAGUACCAUUCUCCUUGUUGAGGUCUCUUUCCCAUUCUAUCCUUUUGCUAGGAUUUGAUGGGCAGAUUUGGUGAGCAUCUACCUUCCUUCACGAUGAGCGUGACCAAGUUACAUAUUCUGGAGAACGUCCCAAGUGCCAAGCACGGUAUACCUAGGGCGUGUAUUCCAGUCUUCUGUCAUUCUGUGUGUGUGUGUGUGUGUGUGCACAUGUGCGUGUAUGUGCACUUACGUGUAUGGGUCUAUAUGUACGUGUGUAUAUAAUACAUAUUGUAUGUGGUAAUAUGUUCAUAUUCUAUAAAUACAUAUACACAGAGAUACUCCUUUGUAAAAUUUCCUGGGGCUCCAUGUUACAGUGCUUCUUGGACCCUGCUGUUUAUCCUGGGCUAGCUGGGGUUGGGGACCACGUCUCCUGGCGUCAGACCACAGAGUGGGAGAAGAGGACACACGUAAUCCACUCUUCUAUGCUCCUGCCACAGGCCCUCAUCCUUACAUAAUGACUUAUCUCUCUCUAGGAUGCUGCCUGUUAGAACCAAGAAUACUGGUUUGUGGUGACAUUGGUUUAAUUCAGCAUGGAUUACCCUUAUCUAACGAUAUUUCUGUUUACUUGCCAAUUUUGGGGAUAGACCUCCACUGUGAUUCCAGACACUUUCUUUCCUCUCUCUACUUUUUGGAGAUUGGGGUCUGGUAGUAGAAAUAAGCUGGCUGAGCAGCCAGUGCCAAAAACAUUGGUACAAAGUCUUAUAAGGAAAGAGAGGGAGCCCAGGUAUAAGAGAGGGGAAACUGCUAUAAGAAUCCCUCCCUGGGAGAAUGAGCUGGGGCUUUUUUCUUCUGCUAGAAAGUUCCUUUCCUUAUACAGCUUGGCCCUGUCCAUUCAGAUGCCCAUCUCUUCCAGCCUACUAGACUGCCAGACCUUCGGGCUCAAGCUGGGUGGGUUCUGGGUCAGUAAAAAGUUGAACACUUGGCUGAGUGAGGCAGCCCCCUACAAUCACUGUUCGCACCCUUUUACCCAACUUGUCUGCUCUCUGCUCCUGGCCUACCCAACGUGAUGUGCUAGGGAUGGAAUUAAGAGUCCCAGCAUUUCACAUUCCCAAGAAAACCACAGGAACCCAUAGACCUUCCCCCAUUGCAGAUGAGGUUGGCAGCUGAUCAGACCUCAAUAAUUUUAUACUGUAAUAAGCUCUUUGAAUGUAUAUAUUCUUAUUUUUACAAUCUUUUCAUUUUGUAUUUAACAUCAAUGGACUGAGUCAGAUUCAGAAAAUAACUGUAAAUGUUCAUAUUCAAUAUCUUAUAGCGGUACAGUUUUGUAUUUACAUCUAAAUAUACCGACAUGAUCAAA
Messenger RNA from Manis pentadactyla (Chinese pangolin), 4283 nucleotides. RefSeq names its product protein tyrosine phosphatase non-receptor type 9 (gene PTPN9). Gene Ontology annotation, biological process: protein dephosphorylation. The transcript is spliced from 14 exons. The record is from RefSeq and is a predicted model, not a curated record. Lineage: Eukaryota; Metazoa; Chordata; Mammalia; Pholidota; Manidae. The coding region runs from base 1008 to 2633 and encodes 541 amino acids. Gene Ontology annotation, molecular function: protein tyrosine phosphatase activity.